UCGCGCUGUUGUGCCCUGGCUGUGCGACAAAUAUGAUAUCUAGUUUGUGAAAAAGUUAAUGAAUAGGGCUAAAAAUGGCGCAAGCGGUGCUCCAGAAUCAGAGAAAGGAAGACGAUCUCGCGAACCUAAUAGGACAGUUCGGAAAAUGGCAGUUCAUAUUGUUCGCGACGAUAUCAAUAGUGAAGCUAUCAUCGGGAUGGGUGCAGAUGAUGAUUCUGUUCCUCACACCGAGCAGCACAUUCUGGUGCACCAGCUUCGACAAUGCUACGUUGGUUGCGGAGAAUAACACUUGCUACAACAACUGCUUGUCUUACGCCUACGACAACCAUCCUAUGGACAACACCAUUGUCUCAGAAUGGGACCUAAUAUGUGACAGAGGAUGGCUGGCCAGUUUGACACAAACUGUCCUACAAUUUGGUAUAUUACUGGGCAGUAUAUUAUUCGGAUUCCUGUCUGAUAGGUUCGGCAGAAGAUAUACAUUUUUGGCGUCAUGCGUCGCACUCAUUGCGUUGGGAUUCGCUGUCCCUUUCUCGCCCAACUACACCGUAUUUACAAUCAUCAGGUUCUUCUUGGGGGUCGCAACUGCGGGAACAAUGGUUGUCUCUUUCGUGAUCCUCAUGGAAUCCGUUGGGACGAAGUACAGGGAGCUGCUGGGCUGCCUCUAUCAGAUUCCGUUCAUCAUUGGGCAUAUUACGGUGCCCCUGUUCGCUUACUUCUUCAGAAGUUGGAGCGAAUACACCCUAGCCCUGGCUGUCCCACCCCUGAUAUAUUUGGGCUACUUCUUCGUGAUAUCCGAGUCGCCAAGGUGGCUGGUUAGCAUGGGGAGAGUAGAAGAGGCGGCUGCCAUAGUGAAGAAAGCUGCUGAAAUGAAUAAACUACCAACUUCAAAAAUAGAGGAGACGCUCAAGAAAAUGUCGGAAGACAUCCGCAGCCAGGCGACUGAGGCGAAACCCAACUAUUUGGACCUGUUCAAGCGGUCGUUAUGGCUGAAGACAGUGAGCUGCUGCUACAUGUGGACUAUAUGCGGGCUGACCUUCUACGGGUUCAACCAGUACAUCAGCCAGACCAGCCCUGAUCCGUUCGUGACGGUGGUCGCCGCUGGAGGAAUACAGAUACCCUCAAAUCUGAUCGCGUUCUGGCUGAUGAAGAGGUUCGGGAGGCGCCUGACAACCGCCAGCUUCUUCACAUUCGGAGGUCUUUGCGUCAUCAUUUUGGGAGUUGUCCCUCACAAGUUCUGGAUAACCUUAACUCUUGGUUCCCUCGGUGUCAGUUGCGCUUCCAUCGUGGCCACUUGCAUCUACAUCUACACGUCCGAGAUCUUCCCAACUGUCGUCAGAAACAUGGGCCUUGGUGCUUGUUCUACGUUCAUGCGAGUUGGAUCCAUGGUGGCUCCAUUCAUAUCCAACAUGUCUUUGACUGUGCCGUGGCUGCCGACGGUUGUGUUUGGUAUAGCUCCGAUAAGUUCCGGUCUGGUCUGCCUACUCCUUCCGGAGACCAGAGGGACUUCAUUACCAGAUAGCUUGGAAGACAUCAAAGUGCCGGAGAAGAAAUAGAAUAAUUAACUAAAGACUUAAAAUUGUUGAUAUUAAUAAUUGUAUGUUGACAAAAUUAAGAACACUGACGCCUUAUCUGAAACAGAUAUAAAAAAUUAUCCAAUGAUCAAGGAUAUUUUUUGAAAAUC
Messenger RNA from Aricia agestis (brown argus), 1681 nucleotides. Its product is annotated as organic cation transporter protein-like. NCBI's taxonomy places the organism in Eukaryota, Metazoa, Arthropoda, Insecta, Lepidoptera, Lycaenidae. Gene Ontology annotation, molecular function: transmembrane transporter activity. Gene Ontology annotation, biological process: transmembrane transport. Bases 75 to 1553 code for a protein of 492 amino acids. The record is from RefSeq and is a predicted model, not a curated record. Gene Ontology annotation, cellular component: membrane. The transcript is spliced from 5 exons.